This is a messenger RNA of Mucor mucedo, 1662 nucleotides long. RefSeq names its product kinase-like domain-containing protein. Lineage: Eukaryota; Fungi; Mucoromycota; Mucoromycetes; Mucorales; Mucoraceae. Gene Ontology annotation, biological process: intracellular signal transduction; protein phosphorylation. Gene Ontology annotation, molecular function: protein serine/threonine kinase activity; ATP binding. The coding region runs from base 1 to 1575 and encodes 524 amino acids. The transcript has 3 exons. Gene Ontology annotation, cellular component: cytoplasm. The record is from RefSeq and is a predicted model, not a curated record.
AUGCAAGCCAUGCAAUCCCCCAACAAUAAGGAUUUGGAGCAUGAAAUCCAGAUUUUGAAAUCCGUUCGUCAUCCGAAUAUUAUUGCCUUUCAUGAUGCCUGGUAUGGUGAAAACGAGUUUGUAUUUAUAACAGAAUUGAUGACUUCGGGUACUUUGCGUGAAUACAUUCGAAAAUUAGCACCUUUACCUAAUCUCAAAAUCAUCAAGCGCUGGUCUCGUCAAAUUUUAAAGGGUCUUGCUUAUCUACAUGGACACAAUCCACCGAUUAUUCAUCGUGACAUUAAAUGUGAUAAUAUAUUUAUUAAUGGCGCACACGGUGAAGUCAAGAUUGGUGAUAUGGGUACCGCUGAAAUGAAAUUGGGUAAGAAAUACACUGUCAUUGGUACGCCCGAAUUCAUGGCUCCAGAAAUGUACGAGGAACAAGGUUACAACGAAAAGGUCGAUAUUUAUGCUUUUGGCAUGUGCCUUUUGGAAAUGGCGACCGGUGAAUAUCCAUAUGGGGAAUGUAAAAAUGCUGCUCAAAUCUACAAAAAAGUAUCCGCUGGUAUCAAGCCAGCAUGUCUUUUAAAGGUUCAAAAUCCCGAAGUUUUAGGCGUGAUUGAGAAUUGUUUGAGUAACGAGGAUGAAAGAAUGUCAGCUCAAGAAAUUUUAGAACAUUCGUUUUUAGCAGUUGAGCCCGACGUUGUUUUGUUAGCUGCCGAUCCAGAUAAUGUGCAUUUAACGCUUCAAGUUGUUUUCAAGGGCAUGGAUAAACUCUCUGUCAAGUUUGAUUUUAAUGUCGAAACCGAUACAGCUGAGGAAGUGGUGAGAGAAAUGAUUGAAGAGCAAGUGUUACCCGAGAGAUACCAGCAUCAUAUCACAAAGGAGAUAAAUCGUAUUUUACGUGACAUUGAUAAGCCAACUGAAUCAGAACAGGCAGAACAAGUGCGUAGAUCGGUUUGGAGGCGAGAAAGCGACAUUAGGAAUGAGCUGGAUCGCACCCGUGAAGAAUUGAAUCAGGCUACAGAACGUGUAUUAGAAAUCGAACAGAAAUGUGAUACGUUUGAAAGUAGGGCUCGUGCAGCUGAAACAAGAUAUAGAGAUGCUGUUAGAAACCUGAGAGAAUUAGAGGAGUUAAAAUCAUCUGCGGCCGAAGAGGAGUCGAUAAAAAAGCCAUCGUUAAAUGAAGCCUUGUCUUCCAUGACAGUUACAAAUACGGGAACUGCCAGUACAAAUGGGCUCAAUACUCCGGAGGAACGAGAAAAAUUGGUUUCUCAUAUUUUGGAUGAAUAUUCAGAUGAUACAGAUAUUGGUGUAUUUGUAACAGAUUGUGCUCUAGCAUCGCAUCGCGGAUCAGACAAAGCUCAUGAAUGGGCCAGAAAAUUACAAAAUCAAGAUAUCAUGACUGUAGGUGACUUGCGUGAUUUACACGACGAGGAUUGGGCUGGUAUCGGUUUAACUGUAUUUGCAUUACGAGCCUUAAAAAAUAUGCUUAAAGGUAAAAAGUUAGCGGCUGUUCAGUUACAGCAACAACAAGCAAAUUCUAUAUCACCACCUACACAAUCCCCUCCACCUUCUUCAUCAUCAAUAGCUUAAUAUUCCAGACCCCCCUUUUUUUUUUCUGAUUAAACAUCAUAACACACUAUUUACUCGAUAUUUGACAAUGGUAACAAGAUGUCUUUG